Messenger RNA from Phanerochaete carnosa HHB-10118-sp, 348 nucleotides. RefSeq lists its product as uncharacterized. NCBI's taxonomy places the organism in Eukaryota, Fungi, Basidiomycota, Agaricomycetes, Polyporales, Phanerochaetaceae. The annotation marks the transcript as partial. The transcript has a single exon. The record is from RefSeq and is a predicted model, not a curated record.
UGUACAGCCUGUAAAUCAAGCAUGUCAUGGUGGGAACAGUUCACUAAGACAGUGAAAGAGCUGCUCUUCUUGACCAAUGUGUACUCCUGUAACAAAGGCUGUAAGAACAACAAGUAUGGUACUUGUCAAAGCAGAUUUCCUCGUCCAAUCCUGCUAGAAACUCAAGUAGAUCCAGAGACAGGAGCUCUGAACUUGAAGAAAGGAAAGGCCAUGCUUAACACCUUUUCACCUGUGCUUACAUAUCUUCUGAGAUGCAACACUGAUGUCACAAGCUUACUCUCUGGCACAGCUAUCAAGUCUGUUGUAGUCUAUGUUAUAGUCACCAUUGAAGACACACACAAUGCUUGA